This is a messenger RNA of Blepharisma stoltei, 1589 nucleotides long. The record is from the annotation of a GenBank genome assembly. Lineage: Eukaryota; Ciliophora; Heterotrichea; Heterotrichida; Blepharismidae.
AUGAGUAACAAUUUACCGAAAUUUCUGAAAAGCUUGCUUUCUGAGAGCUCAUCUUCAAGCCAUUAUAAUAGUCAUAAAAGCAAAUCAUCUUUUACAAAUAGCCCAUACUUGAAUUCUUUAGUUUCGUCUCAAUCAAGUUCAAAUAGGCCGAAACCUUAUCAUCCCAGAGCAUUUAGCCACGGCUCACUUACUUAUCGGCCAAGAGCUUCUCCUGAUAAACCUAAAAAUUCAAGUGUAAAGCAUCGUAAAACAUCUUCAGAAAAAUCUCUAACUCCCCCCUAUCCUUGAUUGAACGGCUCGCUAUCGUUCGAUCAAUGAUGUGGAUUAAAAAAAAAUUUUAUAUAUAAAAUAAAAAAAAUAUAUAUUUUUUUUUUUAUUUACUUUUAAAUUAGAGGGUUAAAGAGUAUUUAAUAAAAAUUUUUACAUCAAAAAAUUGAAUUAAUUUCAUAAGAAUACCAAUUUUUAAUAUUUUGAUUUAUCAGUUACCACCCCUUUAAGCUGUAUAAAUUUUAAUUUGUUCCUUAUUAAAUUAAAUUUUUUUUUUUAAAUUUUAAAGAAUCUCUAUUUUUUAGAUUAUUGAGUUUUUAAGCCUAGGUUGAUGACUAAAUCACUUCGAAUGGGUUGAUUUCGUAGCUUUCUGUCGUCUCAAAGUCUUUUAAAACAUUUUCAUUAGGUACAUCUUCCCAAGCUUUUGAUAACUAAUAUAUUUUUAUAUAUAUAAAAAUUUGCAUAUGAAAAUCGUUCGAUCAAGGAUGGGGGGUUAAUUUCCCCAAUUUUUAGGAAUUUUUACAGUCAGUAGUUCGAUCAAGGAUGGGGGGAGUAAGAAAUCUAUUGAAACAUCUGGAAGGAAAACAAAUAGUUAAGGCACCUCAAAUCUACCCAAAUCAAGUGUUUGCAGAUUAUUACGAUUAGAUUAGAUUAGAUUAGAUUAGAUUAGAUUAAAGCUGUGUGUUUUUAUAGUCCCCACUUCCAAAGUCUUCGCGUUCCGCAGCGGACCCGCUGCGGGGUGAGCUCCAUAAAGGCACUCGAGCCCGGGCCGAAACCCCCGGUUUCUCGGUAGUGGCAAUUUCCCUCCUGAUCCGGGUCAUACGGAUUUUGCCGGGAACCACGAAUUUCCAACUCGAGGCCAUGUCUACCCAACCCUGCUCGCCUCUGGCCAGAUCGCCCCUAUUGAUCGGGACCCUUUUCGACUGGAGAGACACCCGCCACGGAAGGACAGGCCACUCGUCUCCGGCCAUUUUAUGUAUGCAGAUUAUUACGAUAAAAAAGGAAACCACGAUCGCUUGGUUGAAAUCAAUGAAUCUAUUGAAGUGUAUAACGUUCCUAUGAAAAAUAUAAAAUAUGAGCUUGAAAAUUAUAAGAAUAACCGAUUUGAAAACUCAAAAACGAGCAGAGAGAGCUGAAAAGAAAUAAAAAAAGAGAAAAAAGCCAACCCGAAACCUCCUGCAGCCAGAGAAAAAAUAAUUAGCACUUUAAAUGACUCGAAAUACAAAACUGUCGUAGAAAAAGAGGAGGUUUCACAUUUAAUCAGGCCUAUGUGUGUUGAAAGACAUUUGUACGAUAAAAACCGGUUUAGAUUUUCCGAUUAA